UGGACAUGCCCUAUACACGGGGCGAUUAAUCAAAUCUGACACUUUUCUGACAUGUAACAACCCGUAUUCUAACCUCAUUAAAAUUUCAAAAUGCCGGCUGGUUGGUUGAUGACGUCGUCAAUGGUGCUCUAAAAUAUGGCCGCGAUUCCCAAAAAAAGGAAUCCUGUGUAGUUGUGUGUAUUAUCCUUGCGCCUGUAGUCGGUAAUCGGUGUCGCACCGGUUCAAAAAGCAUCAGCAUAUCCUUAAAGAGCGGAGCUUGAUGAAAACGCUAGUGCUGUAGUGGUGUCAAAAGUCAAAUCACUUUUUUCCAUUUGUUUCAUAUGUUUGUUAUGAUUUGUAUUUAUGAGGAGAUUAUUCAAAAAAUAUCCAAAAUCAACAGAUUCAAGCAAUAUAAUAUGUGGUUUAAAUUUGUGUAAGGUGUAAGUAAUUUUGGAAAAGAGAAAAGACAAAUGAAGCUAUGAUUGAAUCAUGUCCCAAAAAACGUAUGCUGUUAGGAAUUACCUUGCUAGGAAUAUUAACCAUUGUAGUACUAAUAGUCGAAUCGCAUUGGACAGACAACAAUCACAUACCAACACGAAAAACUAACUUUGAAGUGGAGCACAAUUCUACAUGUUUCCAGAAAGAAGCUUACGAAGUAAUAAAAGACUGUGAACCUUGUUCAGCCUAUGAACUACGAAGCAAUAGCUUGGGCGUUUGUAUACACACUCAAUACAAAGAGGUUUUGAAGUGUGCAAAUGGAGAAACAGUUUCAAGAAGUUGUGAUAGGGCUGCCCAUCAUGACGAAAAAAUAUUUUGGAGAUUUGAAGGAUUCAUGUUCGGGCUUAGUAUCAUCUCGACUCUCUGUGUUACAGCCAGAAAAAAAGUGCUCAACAAACGAAUGUUGCAAAGGGUACAGAGACAAUUAGCGAAUUGUGUUUAACUUUCUUGUAAUUUGCGUGUCACAUAUAUCACAGCUAAAGAACAUUAUAAUUUUCUUGAGAUAAUAUAUAGCAUCAUUUGG
Molecule: messenger RNA, 1000 nt
Organism: Ceutorhynchus assimilis (cabbage seed weevil)
Lineage: Eukaryota; Metazoa; Arthropoda; Insecta; Coleoptera; Curculionidae
Source: the annotation of a GenBank genome assembly